AUGGUUUCUGGUGUGAAAAGCGGUACUUUCCAGCGUACCGAAAGUUCAAGUAAAUUAGACGCGCCUUCUGAUAAACACCAUCAUCACGCUGUGCCUACCGGUUCAGUCUCGAAUGGAUCCGCUAAGAAUGAACACAUCGACGAUGUCGAAAACCAUGUGAAAUUUUACAAGAAUGCGUUCAAAGUGAAACGAAGAGAACAACUGAAUGCAAUUAAAUCGGUUUUAUCCAUUGAUAAUACCAAAAAACGUAAUACUCUUGUUUCGGAUCUUAUAAGUGGCAUGUUCAAGGUAAUGAACGAAGCGAAAGAGUUGAUUGAGCGAAAGAAUUAUCAUGCAAAAGAUAAAUUCCCAUUCGACAAUACGGAACUGAAAGAAGCUGUUGCUAUUGUGGUUGAAAACAUGGCGUUUUUGUGUGAAUUUGCCUUGAGAUUCCCCUCUAUCGUCAAUAAAAGAUAUUCAACAGAUUAUAAGUUCAAAACAGUUGUACAGUGGUCUUAUCAGUUCAGUGAAGAGACUGAUUUAUAUGAUGAGAAUUCAAUGAAAUUGCUGAAUUUAUGUGGACAACAACUCAAUUUCAUUCCGAGAGAUGAGAAUUUCGUGAAUCCGUACGAUAAGAAGCAAAUAAAAGAGGAUAUCGAGCGAGAGGCUGUCAAGAAAAUAGAUGAAGCGAGAAUGAAGAAAAUGGAACAGAAGAAAUUUGAAAAGCAUAAAAAAUUGAAGAAACCAACACUGUCAAGAACUGAACUCUAA
This is a messenger RNA of Anisakis simplex (herring worm), 750 nucleotides long. The record is from the annotation of a GenBank genome assembly. NCBI's taxonomy places the organism in Eukaryota, Metazoa, Nematoda, Chromadorea, Rhabditida, Anisakidae.